Kogia breviceps (pygmy sperm whale) is the source of this 3543-nucleotide messenger RNA. RefSeq names its product zinc finger protein 711 (gene ZNF711). The record is from RefSeq and is a predicted model, not a curated record. Gene Ontology annotation, cellular component: nucleus. Lineage: Eukaryota; Metazoa; Chordata; Mammalia; Artiodactyla; Physeteridae. Gene Ontology annotation, biological process: regulation of transcription by RNA polymerase II. Gene Ontology annotation, molecular function: metal ion binding; RNA polymerase II cis-regulatory region sequence-specific DNA binding; DNA-binding transcription factor activity, RNA polymerase II-specific.
AAAUCCGGAGCGCGGUCAGAAGCCAACUGGCGGUGACGGCUGCAGGUAUAAAGAACGUUUUUCCAAAGAAAGCAACAUAGUUCAGAAGGAAAAAUAACAAAAAGAAAGUGCUGCAGAUUUUAUUUUACAAUAUGUAAGAAAAUCAACAAUUUCUUCAGGAUACUCAUAUUAAGGAAGCAGUCAUGUUUCAUGAGCCCUCAAAACUGUGAGACAAGAGAAUGUAGUAGAAUAAGGCCAGACGUCCUUACUGGCUCAAAGAACUCCAGGGAAACUGGGAUAGAACAUUUUACAUUAUAAGUAGAACCCCGGGAGCCAGAGGUGAAACACAUGUUUAUCUGCAGAACUACGCUGCAGAGCUGAGCUGGGUCUGGAAGAAAUGGAUGAGAGCCACUGGAUGAAAUUCACUAAUACUAGACACCUGAGUCUUCUAAGAUUUGUGAAUGAACUUUGCUAAGUAUGGAUUCAGGUGGUGGAAGUCUUGGAUUGCACACAUCAGACUCUAGAAUGGCACAUACCAUGAUUAUGCAGGAUUUUGUGGCUGGAAUGGCUGGUACUGCGCGUAUCGAUGGAGACCAUAUUGUUGUUUCAGUUCCUGAGGCUGUAUUAGUUUCUGAUGUUGUCACAGAUGAUGGGAUAACUCUUGAUCAUGGUCUCGCAGCUGAAGUUGUCCAUGGGCCUGAUAUCAUCACCGAGACUGAUGUAGUAACAGAAGGUGUAAUUGUUCCUGAAGCCGUACUUGAGGCUGAUGUUGCUAUUGAAGAAGAUUUAGAGGAAGAUGAUGGUGAUCACAUCUUGACGUCUGAGCUAAUUACAGAAACUGUUAGAGUACCUGAGCAGGUUUUUGUGGCUGACCUUGUUACUGGUCCUGAUGGACACUUAGAACAUGUGGUCCAAGAUUGUGUUUCAGGAGUUGACUCUCCCACAAUGGUAUCAGAGGAGGUUCUUGUAACUAAUUCAGAUACAGAAACUGUGAUUCAAGCAGCUGGCGGCGUUCCUGGUUCUACAGUUACUAUUAAAACUGAAGAUGAUGAUGACGAUGAUGAUGAUGAUGAUGAUGAUGAUGAUGUCAAGAGCACUUCUGAAGACUACUUAAUGAUAUCUUUGGAUGAUGUUGGGGAAAAAUUAGAGCAUAUGGGGAACACACCAUUAAAAAUCAGCAGUGAUGGUUCACAAGAAGAUGUUAAAGAAGAUGGAUAUGGUUCAGAAGUAAUAAAAGUGUAUAUAUUUAAAGCUGAGGCUGAAGAUGACGUUGAAAUAGGUGGAACAGAAAUUGUCACAGAGAGUGAGUACACCAAUGGGCAUUCUGUAGCUGGAGUGCUUGACCAGAGCCGAAUGCAGCGGGAGAAGAUGGUUUACAUGGCAGUUAAAGAUUCUUCUCAAGAAGAAGAUGAUAUCAGUUGCGCUGAAAUAGCAGAUGAAGUUUACAUGGAAGUCAUUGUAGGGGAAGAGGAAGGAACUUCUCUCCCUGAGACUCAGCUUGAGGACUCUGAUGUUAAUAAAACAAUUGUCCCUGUUGUCUGGGCUGCGACAUAUGGAGAUGAAAGAAGAGUUUCUCGAAGGUAUGAAGAUUGUCAGUCAUCAGGAAAUACUUUGGACUCAACAUUAGAAAACAGAAGUAGUACAGCAGCACAAUACCUUCAAAUUUGUGAUAGCAUUAAUACAAAUAAAGUACUUAAACAAAAAACUAAGAAGAGGAGAAGGGGAGAAACGAGGCAGUGGCAAACAGCUGUUAUAAUAGGCCCUGAUGGACAGCCCCUGACAGUAUACCCUUGCCAUAUUUGCACAAAAAAGUUUAAAUCCAGGGGAUUCUUGAAAAGACACAUGAAGAAUCAUCCUGAUCAUUUGAUGAGAAAAAAAUAUCAGUGUACAGAUUGUGACUUUACAACUAACAAGAAAGUGAGUUUCCAUAACCACUUAGAAAGCCAUAAGCUUAUAAACAAAGUUGACAAAACCCAUGAAUUUACAGAAUACACACGAAGAUACAGAGAGGCUAGUCCAUUGAGUUCAAAUAAACUUAUAUUAAGAGACAAGGAGCCGAAGAUGCACAAGUGCAAAUACUGCGACUAUGAAACUGCAGAACAAGGACUGUUAAACCGACAUUUACUGGCUGUUCACAGCAAGAAUUUUCCUCAUGUUUGUGUUGAGUGUGGGAAGGGCUUUCGACAUCCUUCUGAACUCAAGAAGCAUAUGAGAACCCAUACUGGUGAGAAGCCAUAUCAAUGUCAGUAUUGUGUCUUCAGGUGUGCAGAUCAAUCAAAUUUGAAAACUCACAUUAAGUCUAAGCAUGGUAACAAUUUGCCAUAUAAAUGUGAGCAUUGUCCCCAAGCAUUUGGUGAUGAGAGGGAACUUCAACGCCAUCUGGAUUUGUUUCAAGGACAUAAGACACACCAGUGUCCUCACUGUGACCAUAAGAGCACCAACUCAAGUGACCUUAAGCGUCAUAUCAUAUCUGUACACACUAAGGAUUUUCCUCACAAAUGUGAGGUCUGUGAUAAAGGUUUCCAUCGUCCUUCUGAGCUCAAAAAGCAUAGUGAUAUCCAUAAGGGUAGGAAGAUUCAUCAGUGCAGGCACUGUGACUUUAAAACAUCAGAUCCAUUUAUUCUUAGUGGUCAUAUCCUUUCAGUUCAUACUAAGGAUCAGUCAUUGAAGUGUAAAAGGUGCAAAAGAGGGUUCAGACAACAAAAUGAGCUCAAAAAGCAUAUGAAGACUCACACUGGAAGGAAGAUUUACCAAUGUGAGUAUUGUGAAUACAGCACUACAGAUGCAUCUGGCUUUAAACGACAUGUGAUAUCAAUACAUACAAAAGACUAUCCACACAGGUGUGAAUUCUGCAAGAAAGGAUUCCGAAGACCAUCAGAAAAAAAUCAGCAUAUUAUGAGGCACCACAAGGAGGCUCUUAUGUAAUAAGAUCAAUAUAAAGAAAGAAGCUAUUUAGAAAAUAUGACAUGCUACAUGGGAAGAUAAUUUCAUGAUCUGUUUCACCUGGUUACAAAACUUGAUAUUAAAUCAUUAAUUUACAUUCUUUUUGUUAAAGAUCUUAAGAUAUUUGAAUUGAGAGGGGAUCUCAUAGCCCUUUGAAAUUAGUUAAAGAAUUUAAGGAGCACCAUAGAAUGGUUGCAGAAAAUCUUAUUGUCUAUUUAAUAGUAUUAUAAGCAUGAUUCAGCUACAGAGGGGAAGAGCAAAGACAACCACUUUAUUUGGCUGAUCAUACUAGAGACAGAUGUUUCUGAAAAGAUCAUAUCUAAUUGAGUUUAUCAAUGUUUUGCUAUCACAAGCAAGUGUCACUUUUAUGCCAUUUUAGAAAUGGAGUGGGGAAAUAAAAUGCAGUCAUCCAUUAGUCACUUAGUCAUUGAGCCUUUAUACGGUACCUGGAAAUUGAAUUCCAGAAAUGGCAAAAGUUUUGUGUAUUCAUCAAAAGAAAUUUCACUGGAAAACAGGUUAGAUUAAUUCAAUACUAUUUAAAAGAAUUUCAGAGCUGCUAAGACUUUAACACAGGAUAGGAUGUUUAAAAUAUAGCAUUCUGUACUGAAGUCUAAAGAUUAA